Molecule: messenger RNA, 2133 nt
Organism: Debaryomyces fabryi
Lineage: Eukaryota; Fungi; Ascomycota; Pichiomycetes; Serinales; Debaryomycetaceae
Gene: VPS52
Product: Vps52p
Exons: 1
Coding region: 1-2133 (710 amino acids)
Biological process (GO): retrograde transport, endosome to Golgi; Golgi to vacuole transport; endocytic recycling
Cellular component (GO): GARP complex
Molecular function (GO): syntaxin binding
Source: RefSeq, a predicted model, not a curated record
AUGAGUGCAUUGGAAACUCUAAAGCAGAUCUUAGAGAAAGAUAAGGAUAAUGAGAUUCAGCUAGCUGAUGAUGGAAAUGUACAAAGCCUUAACAACCUUCAAAACUAUAUAGUUCAUAAAAAGAAAGAAUCGAAUAAUUUGAGUCAAUUGUUGGAGCUUGUUAGAAUUGAGUCAUCUAAUGAAGAAGCUAAUACUUCAUCACAAAUAAGUUCACUUUCUGUCUCAGAUUUGCAUAAACUUAUUGCACGAUUUCAAAAAUACCAAACUAAUAUCAAGACUCAUAGGGAAAAAUUAAUGCCAAUAAAAACCAUCAUAACAGACUUCAACACCGAAUUAGAACAAUUAUCGUCGAGUUUAGCAUCCUUACAACAGCAAUCUAGUAGAUUGUCUUCUGAUUUGGAUUUACAGCGUGCAUCAUCGGAAAAGUUGAACCCAAUUAUAUUGGAUCUCAUGAUUCCUCCUGAUAUAGUAAAAUCUAUAGUAAAGGAUCUGAUAGACGUACAAUGGCUUGAAAAUAUAAGAUUCAUCAAUGAAAAGAUCCUUCUAAUCUCAAGUGUGAAGUCUAACAAGGCAGACAAAAAAUUGACAGAAUUAUACAAGGACUCUCGUGCAUUUUCACAACUUGAAUCGGGCAUUAAACUUCUAGUAGCCAAAUCCGUGGAAAGAAUACGAGAUUUUAUUAUCUACAAUAUCAAAUUGCUUCGUUCCUCUCAAAAUACUUCAUCACAGAGUAUUCAACAAAGCCUUCUUAAUGUUAAGGAAUUAUUCGCCUUUAUAAAAGUACAUCAUUCGGAGUUGGCAAAUCAAUUACAAUUAGCAUAUAUAUAUACAAUGAAAUGGUAUUAUCAAACUCGUUUUGCGAAAUAUUUAUAUGCUAUAGAAAAACUUCAUAUUCGCCACGUUGAUCUGAAUUUGGUCUUAGGGAGUGGGCAUAAUGCUAAUGAUGAAAAGAGCUUGUUUGGUGGUGGGUUAAAGAAUUGGUUGUACAGUGGUGGAAAUAAUCCAAUGGGCUCUUCACAAACUAAUACACAUCUGCAACUGCAAUCACAAGCACAACAGCUGCAACAAUCGCAACUCAGUAAGCUUUCAAUAUCCGAUUACUUACUGUCAAUCGAUAAGAGAUUGCAAAUACUUGAAGCUCGGGGUGAUACCCCAGAACCACAGUUAGCUAUUCCAUCACAAAUUGCUGAGACUACGCCAUUUAAUUAUUGGUUGGAAUUUAUUUAUAACCAAUGGUCCAUUGCCCUUAUUGAUAACAUUGUAGUAGAGUACUUGUUUAUGGUUGAAUUCUUCUAUCAGGGAGACGAAAAGUUUUGUAAUGUGGACACUUUGAAACGAAACUCUAGAGAAAAUGACAGUACUUCUACUGGGAACUCACAAAAGAAUGAUUGGUCCCAUGUAAUGUUUUCAAACGUAUAUAAAAUGGGUUACGAUUUUGUCAGCUGGUUGAUCAGUCAUCAACCAUCUCCUUAUUUGACUGGAAGAAAUAAUGCUUCCAUCACAACAUCUUCUAAUCCCCAGAGAAUGAACACAGGCUCAAAGGCAUCGCUACAGGGAACAUGCGAUGGAUAUGCGGUGUUGUUAAUGAUACGGUUAGUCCAAAAGGCACAAUCUCUCCUCCAUAAUGAAUUUCAUAUUCCAGUACUUGAUGACCAUUUGAAUUCUGUAUUACUUUUAUUAUGGCCACAUUUUACGAAGAUAAUUGACCUCAAUUCUGAGUCUAUGAAAAAGCUAAUAAUGUAUUCUGGUUCCUCCAAAUCUAAAGAGGUUCAUUUAGCACCUGUCAGCGUGACGCAACAGUUCUCUCAAUUUUUGCUGGGCUUGCUAAAAUUAGCAGCGGUAACUACUGAUAAGAAAGAUGAUAAUGACGAUACGUUCAGAGGCGAACCAUUGUUUACUUCUAUUACUAGGUUGAGAAACGAUUUUGAGAACGUACUUACCAAAUUAAGUAGCCACUUAUUUGGCUCCGGAAGAAGUAAAUCUACUGAAAAGGAAAUUUUCCUAUACAAUAAUUACUUCUUGGUGGUAAAUAUCUUAAAAAAUGAAAACCUUGCAGACGGUGUUCCCAAUGCUUUUAUUGACGAACAGAUUAAGCAUUUCGAGAUGCUAUGUGACGCUUACAAGAAAUACUAA